GCUGGUUGUCAGACAGCCUCUUUCUCUCCACUGGAACUUAUAUCUACUCUACGCCUACACACACCCACAAGCAAGACACACACACGCUCUAACUUGCUCUAUAGCCUCUUCGGUGGACAAAUCUAGCAGACUGCAGAUGAGAGCUUAGUUAUUGUGUGUCUAUGAUGGUACUUUAAACUGUUGGUCAUCUAUAACAUAUAGCUCACGUGGUGUACAUCAGUUUAAGAAACUUUCAGUUUCGAGAGCUUGUGUUUGGAAAUGGUUUGGCUCCGUGGAUCUAAAGUGCUGUCCCUGCUGUUGACAGUGUCUCUCUGUCUCUGUGUGUCACCUUCUCUAGACACAGGUGCCGUAGAGUUGAAGUACACCAAGACUCCUAUGGUUGGGACUGAGGGCAUGCCCUUGAGGCUCACCUGUAAGGCAGUGUAUGACACAAAACAAUGUGGUCGUAUUGAUGCCUUUUGGUGUCAUCACACUUUGGAAGAGUGUCCCAAGCUCAUUGACCUCGGCAAGUACCUCACUGUUGUCAACGAGAUGGUUAUGGAUGACCACAGUGUCAGACAUAGACAUGUUGUAACAGACUUCAUAGAACUGACCCCUGCUGACCGAGGAGUCUAUCAGUGCAAUGCAGUAUGUGAAAUGGGAGGCCAUACUGCCAUGGGACACUACAUAAAUAUCACAGUCAAAGCAGCUCCAAUAGUUGAUCAAAGAAAGGCCAACAAUGGUGGACUGAACUGGACAUACAGCACUGGAACAAUACUGUGGUUCCUUCUCCUAAUACUGGAGUUACUUGAGGCAAGAUCAAUAACAAAGUAACACAGAAAAAAUGCACUUGUACAUUUAUACUUCGCAGCCAAUCAUAACUUAAUGUAGAUCUUUUGGGGUGAAGUCUCUUGUCUAUUAAUUAUUAUUUGUGUUUAACAGGUUAAUCAUUGAGCUGGUCUGGUAGCUGAUGGCAGAUGGCGUCAAAAAAAAAAUCAAUUUCAUGGAAUUUCAAUGGAAUGGAAUGCUCAUUUGUUCGCUCGAUCACAAUUUUUUUCCAGUUGGCAUGCGUGCCUAUUUCUGUUUAGUUUUGUUCUCUCCCCUGUUCUUGUCACGGUGUGCUAUCUCUCUACACUUCUCAGGUCUGUGUCUGUUAGAGGAAAUGCCCAUACAGGACAGGAAACCACACAUAGCAUUUGCACAAACGGAGGACUGAAGCAAUGUGAACAGAGGUAGUCGCAGUCCAUGUGGUUGGAAGGGUGAGGGGGAGUAAAAGGGUCUGGUAGUCUUGUGAUGUUCAUUAUAUCUCAGUUUAAUUUGAAGGCGCAGGAGUGCACUGUCAUACUUUUUGUUCUAGUUGUCCAUACAUGCCUUUUUUUUGUUUGUUUGUUUGUUCUCUCCCCUGUUCUUGUCAUGGUGGGUUAUCGCUCUACACCUUUCAGGUCUGGCGUCUGUUAGAAUAAAUGCCAAUACAGGACAGGAAACCACACAUAGCAUUUGCAAAAACAAACGGAGGCCUGAAGCUAUGUGAACAGUGCUAUAGUAGCGGUCUAUGUGGUUGGAAAGGUGAGGAGGAGUAAAGGGAUAUGCAUUUCUUGUGAUGUUUAUCCUAAACUCAGUUAGAUUUGAAGGCUCAGGAGUGCACUGUAAUACUAUAUACUGUAGGUUUACAGUAUUUUGAAAGAAGUUAUUAUGAAUUGCGAAACUGAGCGAUAUUCCGUGUUGGCUAAACCACUAGGUCAGAGCUUCCUCAAAUACAUUUUGGUUGUAUAGAGGUGUUCCCCCAGAGUUAUUUUAUGUGUACCCCAAAAAACACCAGAUAAGAAAAGCAUGGUGUGUCAUACAAUAUAUGGAAAUUAGCCAUUUGACCAUUAUAAACUGACAAACUACAUAAACAUUUGUGCACUAUAUCUGCAAUCUUAUAAAACAAUCAAACAUUAUUUUGAUGAUUACAACUGCAAUUAUCAAAGCGCUUUAUAAGUUUACAUGUAUUAAUGUCUCAGCAAAACCAUAUCUACACAUUUAAAUGAGUGGAAAUGACCACUUCUGCCGUAGGGUAAACUUUAAAGGUAUGGAGAUUUAAGGAGGAGACUACCAUGCACCAGUUGUUGCCACAAAACAAGUGAAGACCCUUUUAUUAGCCUCCCUUCCCAGGCUAAAGACACAAGUCUUUGAACGAGUUCUUAUCACAUGACAGCAAGCGCCCAGGUACUUGGAGAAUUGAUUAUGGUUCAUGUUAAUAUUGGUUAAGCCUUGUUUGGUAUCACCAUGCUGAUAUUAGACAAACUACUUUAUUUUUCUAUAAUGUAUUUGAUGCUCAUGUGUUAAUUGUGUAUUGGUCUUACAUUAAUUUCUCAUGAAAGCAACAGCAUAUUGGCUUUUCUCUAACAAUUCCUUCUUAUGAGGGAACGCAAACCUUGUUACACAUUUUGUUUAACAUCUAUUACAGAUCUGUGCUUUUUUAUUGUUGUUUACUGAUAUUAAAUAGUAUUUAUAAAAAUCUAAA
Oncorhynchus mykiss (rainbow trout) is the source of this 2485-nucleotide messenger RNA. RefSeq lists its product as uncharacterized. NCBI's taxonomy places the organism in Eukaryota, Metazoa, Chordata, Actinopteri, Salmoniformes, Salmonidae. The record is from RefSeq and is a predicted model, not a curated record.